AUGACAAUUUUGACGCCCUCACCCAGCCCUCACCCAGCCCUCACCCAGCCCUCACCCAGCCCUCACCCAGCCCUCACCCAGCCCUCACCCAGCCCUCACCCAGCCCUCACCCAGCCCUCACCCAGCCCUCACCCAGCCCUCACCCAGCCCUCACCCAGCCCUCACCCAGCCCUCACCCAGCCCUCACCCAGCCCUCACCCAGCCCUCACCCAGCCCUCACCCAGCCCUCACCCAGCCCUCACCCAGCCCUCACCCAGCCCUCACCCAGCCCUCACCCAGCCCUCACCCAGCCCUCACCCAGCCCUCACCCAGCCCUCACCCAGCCCUCACCCAGCCCUCACCCAGCCCUCACCCAGCCCUCACCCAGCCCUCACCCAGCCCUCACCCAGCCCUCACCCAGCCCUCACCCAGCCCUCACCCAGCCCUCACCCAGCCCUCACCCAGCCCUCAGACCACCUUAUGCCUCAUCCAUUGUUCUAA
Schistocerca cancellata (South American locust) is the source of this 480-nucleotide messenger RNA. RefSeq lists its product as uncharacterized. The record is from RefSeq and is a predicted model, not a curated record. The transcript has a single exon. NCBI's taxonomy places the organism in Eukaryota, Metazoa, Arthropoda, Insecta, Orthoptera, Acrididae. Bases 1 to 480 code for a protein of 159 amino acids.